UCGUGGAUCGCGAGAUUAUAUAAUAUGUAUAUCCACUUGUAUUAAUUAAUUACUAGCAUAAGUUUAAUAAGCUCAAUAAAUACCGAUGUAGUUCUUCAUAUUGAUCACUAACUCUCACCCUCUCUUCUCAGGUAUAGUCGUAAGCAAAAGAGAUGGCCCAAAAGGUGGAAGCACAAGGAGGAAAUGGAGGCAACCAAUGGGAUGAUGGAUCAGAACACGAUGCUGUAACCAAGAUUACGGUCGCGCCAGGUGGGAGCGGUAUUCAAUAUGUUCAGUUCGACUAUGUCAAGAACGGACAACCCGAAACCGCCCCUCUUCGCGGUGUCAAGGGCCGUGCCAUCGCAGCUGAUCCGUUUGUGAUUAACCAUCCAGAGGAGCAUCUAGUUUCCGUAGAAGGUUGGUAUGACUCUUCUGGUGUCAUUCAAGGGCUUAAGUUCAACUCCAACAAGAAGUCUUCUGAUGUCAUUGGAUACAAUGAUGGUACUCCAUUUACCGUCCAAGUUCAAGACAAGAAGAUAAUUGGCUUUCAUGGCUUCGCCGGAGACAAUCUUAAUUCUCUUGGAGCUUACUUUGCUCCUUUAACAGCCGCCCCUCCUUCAGUUCCCCCGAAGAAGCUUGACGCUAAGGGUGGUGAGUCUGGAGCUGUGUGGGACGAUGGUGCACACGACAAUGUUAUAAAGGUAUCUGUAGGACAAGGCGAAGAUGGUAUAGCAGCUGUCAAGUUUGAAUACACAAAUGGUUCUCAAGUGGUCAUUGGAGCAGAACGUGGGACGCCAACAUUGCUUGGAUACGAAGAGUUUGAGCUUGAAUCAGAUGAAUAC
This is a messenger RNA of Raphanus sativus (radish), 821 nucleotides long. RefSeq names its product nitrile-specifier protein 4-like. The annotation marks the transcript as partial. The transcript is spliced from 4 exons. The record is from RefSeq and is a predicted model, not a curated record. Gene Ontology annotation, molecular function: carbohydrate binding. Lineage: Eukaryota; Viridiplantae; Streptophyta; Magnoliopsida; Brassicales; Brassicaceae.